GUUUACCCUGUCCAUUCUUGCAAGGUAAACACUGAAAAUCUCUCAAGUUUCUUGGCAUAGAUGAUUUCAUCCGGAGCACGUAAUGAAUGGAGUGCAAAAAUACGGAUUUUCUUGUGUGAAUGCUGCCCUUCCGUGCAAGUAGCUUCAGACCACACAGCUUAGUCGCACAGGCUGGAUAAGCAGUUUGAGAACAGCAGCGAAAUAGAUAAAUAAGAGUGCUCCAUUCUUAUCGCAGUUUGAAUACAUUUUCUCUCUUCUGCAUCUGCAGCGACCUUGGCUGCUGUUGAGUGUCAGGUGACCUUGGAUGGCAGUUGGCAAGCCAACUCCCACAGCCUUUGCAGUGUCACUCCGUUUGUUGUGCCCUCAAGGCUUGGAAGAGACAUCACGAAGAAAGAGAUGGCUAGUGAGCUGUAUUGAUCUUCAUAUCUUUGUUGCCAGAACUGUAACCUUGCCAUACCGGCUGGCUGGCGGAGAUGGCAUCAUUCACGCAUUCUCAUGGAUCAGACGCAGCGCAAGAUGUCCUGCAAACCUCUUCUGCCAAUCCUGAAGUCUCAGCUAGCCGUCGUUCUUCAAACCCACUGCGGCCGAGAGAAGAAACAGAGCGAGAAAGGAAAGUCCAAGGCAGAUUCAACAGCUCGAGAGAAUACGUCUCCGACUGCUUCUGAUUCCUCUCCGGGAGUAACCCAGCUUCGCGCCCGAGAGUUUCUUUCUUCUCAAAUCAAGCUUGAUAUUGCAAACUCUCUUCACUCCUUGUCAUUGAACUUCGCGGCGAUGGCUCAACACUUUGGAGUUGGAGGCACCGUCACAGUUCCGGCUAGAGAGUGUCCUUCUACUUGGGAUGGAGUUUUGCAGGCUGAACAUGACUUGGUUCAUGGCAUUUCUGAAGAAGUAGAAUACGAUGAAGAAGACGAGGAGAGCCUUUUUGCGGAGGAGGAAGAAAAUGAAAUGGACAUUAGUAGUUAG
Molecule: messenger RNA, 963 nt
Organism: Trichoderma atroviride IMI 206040
Lineage: Eukaryota; Fungi; Ascomycota; Sordariomycetes; Hypocreales; Hypocreaceae
Source: RefSeq, a predicted model, not a curated record